Messenger RNA from Topomyia yanbarensis, 680 nucleotides. RefSeq names its product DNA polymerase epsilon subunit 4 (gene PolE4). The transcript has 2 exons. The coding region runs from base 2 to 601 and encodes 199 amino acids. Lineage: Eukaryota; Metazoa; Arthropoda; Insecta; Diptera; Culicidae. The record is from RefSeq and is a predicted model, not a curated record. Gene Ontology annotation, molecular function: protein heterodimerization activity. Gene Ontology annotation, cellular component: epsilon DNA polymerase complex; nucleus.
AAUGCCUGUGAUGUUUAUUGCCUUGUUAACCUUCGUAAAGCCCGCGGAAAAUAUCAACAACACGAUGGAAAUAGAAGUUACCGAACAAUCUUUAAAAGUUUCUGAUGAAAAUCAACCGUUUAUCGAUUCGGAAGAAAUAAAUUUUGGUAGUGAGCCGGAUGAAAGUGAAUCACAGCAAAACCAAGUUUCCCGAGAAAGAAUUGAAGACGAGGUUGAAGAUGUCAAUAUAAGUAUCGAUGAAGAGGCGCAAGAGGUGAUUGAAGAGAACGAAAAUCUCGACAAUGUCAUCACUGGUCUGGUAGAUCCAUCAACAGCUGCUUCCGCAAAAAAUACGAAUGAACCGUCGGAACCUCGCUUGGUUAACUUCCCAUUGAGCAAGGUAAAACAGAUAAUGAAAUUUGAUCCAGAUGUACAUAUUGUCACCGCAGAAGCUAUAUUUUUGGUCGCUCGAGCGGCUGAGUUAUUUGCUCAAACUCUUGUUAAGGAAGCGCACACCCAUACUACGGCUAGAAAAAAGAAAACCAUUGCCAAGAGCGAUGUUGAUGCAACCGUCGAAUCUGUUGAUACAUUGAUGUUUCUUGAAGGAAUGAUGAGCGUUUAAUGGUUAGUUAUUGGUAAUUAAUAUUAAUAUUUGGAAUAAUUUUAAAACUGAUGUUUCAAAACAUUAAAUUGAUAUUGAA